GGGUUUGCAGCUGUGUAUUUGUCCCUUUCCUCUUCAGUCAAUUCAGUCUCUUGGUUGUUUUGUCUUUUUGUGGAUUGGACUGUUUCAAAUGUGUUUGGUUGAUCUGGGUCAGUUGUGGAGUGUUGUGCGUCCCAGCAACAACACCUGAAUGUGGGGCGUAGCAUAUGAUGCUUUACAUUCACUCUUAAGAUGAGAAGAAUCAUUGACAUACUGGACCAGCCAGCUGACCACCUCCUCUGUGAUGGCAUGUUCACCAAGAAAUUCUUCAAGGUGGUCCAGCAGGGGGGGCACUAUAAAUGGCAGCUGAAGACUCCAGGUGAGUAUCAGCAGGAAACUGGCACUGUGGUGACACAGUAUGAGAACUCUGUCAGGUCCCUGGAUAAGCUGUUAACACUCUACCCAGUGACACAGGGCUCCACUGAGAUGGAGGAUCGCAGAGCAUUUGUGGACCUCCUGAAGUGUCUCCUGCAGGUGGACCCUGGACAGAGGAUCAGUCCUCUGCAGGCCCUGCAGCACCCGUUCAUCACCAAGGCCCACCUGGAGGAAGAGAUGGACACCAGCUAAUAUGUGGAAGACUCCUUAAAUGUUGGCCUGCCAGUGGAUGACUUGGUGCAGGAACCUUGACCAACACCUGAAAAUGAG
This is a messenger RNA of Lates calcarifer (barramundi perch), 642 nucleotides long. Its product is annotated as homeodomain-interacting protein kinase 2-like. Gene Ontology annotation, molecular function: protein serine/threonine kinase activity; protein tyrosine kinase activity. The transcript has 4 exons. Lineage: Eukaryota; Metazoa; Chordata; Actinopteri; Centropomidae. The record is from RefSeq and is a predicted model, not a curated record. Gene Ontology annotation, cellular component: cytoplasm; nucleus. Gene Ontology annotation, biological process: peptidyl-serine phosphorylation; peptidyl-threonine phosphorylation. Bases 190 to 564 code for a protein of 124 amino acids.